Ceraceosorus guamensis is the source of this 1539-nucleotide messenger RNA. RefSeq names its product camp-dependent protein kinase regulatory subunit. Gene Ontology annotation, cellular component: nucleus; cAMP-dependent protein kinase complex. Gene Ontology annotation, biological process: regulation of protein phosphorylation. Lineage: Eukaryota; Fungi; Basidiomycota; Exobasidiomycetes; Ceraceosorales; Ceraceosoraceae. The transcript has 2 exons. Gene Ontology annotation, molecular function: cAMP-dependent protein kinase regulator activity. The record is from RefSeq and is a predicted model, not a curated record. Bases 1 to 1539 code for a protein of 512 amino acids.
AUGGCGCUGCCGAACUCUUACGCGCAAAUCCUGAACGAUCUUAAUCGCGACGUCGUGCGUUUCAGGCCGCUCGACCCCCUUCAAUUCUGCGCCAACUGGUUCAAUCAGCGACUGGAGAAUGAGCGCAAGGCUACCUUGGCUCGUGGUGCAGAUGGCACAGCAGCAGCAGGUGCUGUCGAUGCUGCUUCGCCUCUUGCCUCCACUGCCGGCGGUCCAGAUGAUGUGACGAUGACUUCUGCCGGUGGCCCUUUCUCAAACGCCAAUCCCUUUGGUGCUAGCUCCAGUGCUGGACCCGCAUUUUCUUUGCAGCCACCUUCGCGCGAUGGGUCCAUCGUAUCGCUUGCUCAAACCACAGCUUCGUCGGAAGAUGAUGAUACCCUUCAGCCAUUCUCUGCUCCUUCCGCAACGUACAACCUUGGUCGUCGAACCUCUGUCAGUGCCGAGUCCCUUGCGCCUCUUUCGAGCGCGGGUGAUGAGGCCCCCGCACCAAAGACAGUCAUCCCUAAGAGUUCCUUGCAGCUGGAGCGCAUUCGCGCUUCUAUCAAAGGCAACUUGCUCUUCAACUCCCUCGACUUGGAGCAGGAACAAGACGUUGUCAAUGCGAUGAAGGAAGUUCGCGUGCCUGCGCACGAGUGCAUCAUCAGACAGGGCGAUCAAGGCGACUACUUCUACAUCGUGGAGUCUGGCUCCUUUGAGAUCUACAUCAAGCCUACAGGCGCAGCGUCGAGCGCCGGUGGUUCCGACGAUGAUUCUGCGAAUGGAGGUAGACGCGCUGGGGACACCCUCGAUCUGGGCGACAAGAAGGCUGUGUGCGGGCCCUCUUCCUACUUCGGAGAGCUCGCGCUGCUCUAUGCCCAACCACGCGCUGCCAGUGUCGUGAGCACCGAGCCUUCAAUCGUCUGGGCACUAGACCGCAUCACAUUCCGCUCCAUCGUCAUCGGUGCCAACAGCCGUCGUCGAGCACUCUUCGAGUCGCACUUGAGAAAGGUCAGCUUAUUUGAAACGCUGUCCGACGCCGAGCGCGCAAAGAUUGCCGAUGCGCUCGAGCAACGCGAAGUGCCAGCAGGUACUCGGGUAAUCGAGCAGGGCGAACGUGGCACCGAGUUCUUCAUCAUCCUCGAUGGCCACGCCGAGGUUCAAAAGAGGCGCGAGCAGGAUGGUGUGGAGGAAGCAAUAGGCAAGCUUGCUGAAGGAGACUAUUUCGGGGAACUCGCUCUGCUCAACAACGCACCCAGAGCCGCCUCAAUUGUCGCUUCGUCUCCCGCAUUGCGUCUGGCCACUUUGUCGGAGUCUGCUUUCAAGCGUCUUGUAGGACCUCUAGCUGGCAUCAUGGCGCGCCAUGCGCAUGAUCACUACGGCGCUGGUGCGAGUCGUGCUACUCGAGGUGCGAGCCCAAGCUUCAGGGCCAGCAACCCCUCUCGUGGCGGAUUGAAUGCGCCUCCGGCCGUUCCAUCAGUUGGCCCCCACGAGAGUGCUAGCUCUGGUCUUGGCGAAGGCACUUGGGUCGGUGGCAUCGGCGCCUCGCCGUUUGGUCAUUGA